AAUUGAAGAUACGUGAAAUAGAAUAUUUUAUUUGGAACAUUAAUUUGCUAAAAACGAAAUCAUAAUAACGCUUUAAAAUUAGAACAUGUUUCAAUUUAGCGGUUUUAAUAUGAUUUUCCCCGAGACAAGCCGCACUUUUAAAGCCUCUUACAAAUGCUUCCCAAUGUCCAUGUUACCGGGUAAUGAGCGUCAAGAUCUAGACAAUGGCGGUAAAAUAAUAAUGGCCCCAUCCGCUCUGGAUACAUUAACCCGCUUUAAUGUCGAAUAUCCGAUGCUAUUUAAGCUGAUAAAUGUUGAAAAAGAGCGCCAGUCACAUGCGGGCGUCUUGGAAUUUGUCGCCGAUGAGGGUAAUUGCUAUUUACCGUUUUGGAUGAUGGAUAACCUGUUAUUGCAGGAGGGUGACACAAUUAAUAUUGAAAGUGUCUCGCUGCCAGUAGCCGAAUUCUCAAAAUUCCAGCCGAAUAGUGUUGCCUUCUUAGAUAUCACUAAUCCGAAGGCAGUUUUAGAAAAUGCUUUACGUAACUUUGCCUGUCUAACCGCUGGCGAUGUCAUUGCAAUUAAAUAUAAUAAGAAAAUUUAUGAAUUAUGUGUUCUUGAGACGAAACCGGGCAAUGCCGUUAGUAUUAUUGAAUGUGAUAUGAAUGUAGAAUUUGAAGCUCCUGUGGGCUAUAAAGAUGGGCCGGGGCAAAGCGAAGAAAAUGAAUUAGACGAGGAGCAAAAAUGUAAUGUUAUGGAAGAGGUGGUCGAAACAUUCAAAGGUUCGGGUGUCCGUCUAGAUGGCAAAAAGAAAAAGGAAAGUCAAUUGGAUUCGCCCGUGAUAAGAAAGGUCUUGCCCCGUGGUGUUCCAGAUUAUGAUUAUAAAUUUGGCGUUUUAAAAUUCGAUCGCUCUGCUAAACCAAUUAGUGAUCGCGUACCGGAAGAUAAUUGCGAAGCUGCUGCUCCAGUUGAAGAUAGUUUUCAAGGUCAGGGUUUUUCCUUGAAAAAAUCGCAUUAACAAAUUGCUUUAGUCUUAUUA
Molecule: messenger RNA, 1015 nt
Organism: Glossina fuscipes
Lineage: Eukaryota; Metazoa; Arthropoda; Insecta; Diptera; Glossinidae
Product: ubiquitin fusion degradation protein 1 homolog
Exons: 4
Coding region: 86-994 (302 amino acids)
Cellular component (GO): VCP-NPL4-UFD1 AAA ATPase complex
Molecular function (GO): polyubiquitin modification-dependent protein binding
Source: RefSeq, a predicted model, not a curated record